Molecule: messenger RNA, 1059 nt
Organism: Insectozyma verbasci
Lineage: Eukaryota; Fungi; Ascomycota; Pichiomycetes; Serinales; Debaryomycetaceae
Source: the annotation of a GenBank genome assembly
AUGGCAAUGAGACCAAUAAAGUUAAUGGGACAUGAGCGUUCCUUAACUCAAGUUAAAUAUAAUAGAGAAGGUGACUUAUUAUUUUCUGUUGCUAAAGAUAAUGCUGCUUCAAUUUGGUUUAGUAGUAAUGGUGAAAGAUUAGGAACUUUAGAAGGUCAUCAAGGGGUAAUUUGGUCUAUUGAUGUAGAUCCUGAAACAAACUUAUGUGCAACAGGUGGUGGGGAUUUAGCUAUAAAGUUGUGGAAAGUUGAAACUGGUCAAUGUGUAUUUACAUGGGAAUCUCCAUCACCAGUUAGAAGAGUUGCAUUUUCAUCAGAUGGUAAAAGAUUGUUAGCAAUAGCAGAUCAAGUUAUGGGUCAUAUUGGUACUAUAUCAGUAUACGAUUUAAAAACAAAUGAAUCAGAUUUCAAUAAUCAAGAUAUAAAACCUUCAUUAAUAAUAGAAACUGACCAAAAUAACUCAAAAUCAAAUGUUGCAAAUUUUACUCAAGAUGGUAAAUUUAUAAUUAGCGGGUUAGAUAAUGGGUAUGUUAAUAAAUAUGAUUCAAAUACUGGUGAAUUAAUUCAAUCAAUACAAGCUCAUGGUAUACAUACAGAAGAGAAAAAUAUUAGUAUUACUGAUAUUCAAUUUGCACCUGAAGAUAAAUCGUAUUUUAUAACUUCAUCAAAAGAUAAAACUGCAACAUUAAUUGAUGUUGAAAGUUUUGAAAUUUUAAAAGUUUAUAAAGCUGAUGCACCAAUGAAUACAGCAGCAAUAACCCCAGUCAAAGAUUUUGUUAUAUUAGGAGGUGGUCAAGAAGCAAGAAACGUUACAACAACAGCGGAAUCUCAAGGUAAAUUUGAGGCUAGAUUUUAUCAUAAAAUUUUCGAAGAAGAAAUUGGUAGAGUUAAAGGUCAUUUUGGUCCAUUAAAUACUGUUGCUGUUCAUCCAAAUGGUGCUGGUUAUGCAAGUGGAGGAGAAGAUGGUUUUAUUAGAGUUCAUGAAUUUGAAAAAUCUUAUUUUGAUUUUCUUUUUGAUGCUGAAAGAUCAGAAAAAGCUGCUGCAUCUGGUAAUAUUUAA